GUCGAAGGCGAAGAUGGCCGUGAUCAGCGAGGAGACCGACGACAGCGACAUGGAGGCGAACUGGGACAUGCCAGCCGAUCCGUGGAUCGACGGGAGUCUCAAAGUGCUCGACCUGUCGGAGGAGACGAUGGGCCCAGUCGAGCUAGAGUUGUUGUGCGAGGGGAACUUCCUGCUGGUCCCGGCGGUCGCCGCUUGGGGGAGGGUCGGGUCCAAGCUGCUCGCGCUGCUACACCUCGUGACCUCGACUCGCACGCUGAAGGCUCUGGCCCCGGGAGCAGCCAACAUCGCGCCGAUCGACCCAGGCCCGAAGAAGGAGCGUCUCUCCAUGCGUCGCAAGUCCAAGAAGGGGAUCGAGGAGGCCCGCCAGGUCAAGAAAGAGGAGAGGGAGCGUGCCGCAAGAGCCAUCAAGGAGCUCAAGAAGGAGAUGAACGAGCCGCGCGAGUCCAGCUUCCCGCCCUUCGCUCGGAAGGCCGAGCCCGUGGCCAGGGUCAAGGCGGCGGCCAAGUCGGGCUCCCCGGCGAAGGUGGAGCAGGAUGCGCCUAUCGUGGUGGGCCACCAGUCCGUGCAGGAGCAGGUCGAGGGGCUGCGUCAGACGAUGAUCCAGCAGCAGGACCCAGGCCUUGCCGGCCAGCUGAGCGAGCUGACGGGCCUCCUGCGCGCGCUGGUCGCCAGCCAGACGGGCGGGCCGAGCGGACCGGGCGCUCAGAGGUACUAG
This is a messenger RNA of Prorocentrum cordatum, 715 nucleotides long. The record is from the annotation of a GenBank genome assembly. Lineage: Eukaryota; Dinophyceae; Prorocentrales; Prorocentraceae.